AUGCAAAGCAAGUCGCCGAGUGAGACGAACAGAACCAACGAAGUGGACAAGACGCAGUUGCAGAUGAAAAAGGUGAGGAAAGAGUGUUCGACGCCUCACAUUUCGGCGCAAAUUGCAGAAAACGCCGGCCGAGCUGGCGCAAAUGGCGAUUGUGAACCGCGCGUUCUCGGCCGAAUCGAUCGACGAACCGCCGCCGCUGUCGCAAAAACGAUCGGAGACGUCGCUGGAUCCGCUGAAGACGCAGCUCAAAUCGGUGCCGCUGGUGAAGGCGUUCAACUCGGCCGAGAACCAUUUGGAGGAGCCGCCCGAGAAGAAGUGA
Molecule: messenger RNA, 319 nt
Organism: Caenorhabditis sp. 36 PRJEB53466
Lineage: Eukaryota; Metazoa; Nematoda; Chromadorea; Rhabditida; Rhabditidae
Source: the annotation of a GenBank genome assembly